This is a messenger RNA of Chinchilla lanigera (long-tailed chinchilla), 2985 nucleotides long. Its product is annotated as zinc finger protein 431-like. Gene Ontology annotation, molecular function: DNA-binding transcription factor activity, RNA polymerase II-specific; RNA polymerase II transcription regulatory region sequence-specific DNA binding. Gene Ontology annotation, biological process: regulation of transcription by RNA polymerase II. Gene Ontology annotation, cellular component: nucleus. The record is from RefSeq and is a predicted model, not a curated record. NCBI's taxonomy places the organism in Eukaryota, Metazoa, Chordata, Mammalia, Rodentia, Chinchillidae. The transcript has 4 exons. The coding region runs from base 454 to 2673 and encodes 739 amino acids.
UCUCUGUCUUUGUUUUAAUUGCAUUUUAUGUGGCUGAACUUUCUGUUGUCUCUUACGAUGUUCAGUAGGAUUUUGGCCUAGCAUUUUCUACUUUUCCAGGGUGAGGCAUAUGUAUUUACUACUAAUCCAAACCCCUCUUUGAAAUGUCGUGUUGUUUCAGGGACAGUCAUGCACCCUGGUGUUGGGGACCGUGAAUUAUGAAGGGACACGUUCUCUGUGUGUGCCCCGCUUUGCCCUGCCUUGUGGGCCGGUCUUGGAAUGCAGAAAGCCUGCAUCCUCCGGGUCAGCACUGAGCUCUGGAUGGUCAGCGAGGCUGGGAAGCUUGCAGAGCAGGAUGAGGUCUGCUGAGGACAGUAGAGGGAGGCCGUGACCUUCGAGGAUGUGGCUGUGAACUUCUGCAGGGAGGAGUGGGCUUUGCUGGAUCCAUCCCAGAAGGAGCUCUACAGAGAUGUGAUGUGGGAAACCGUUAGGAACCUGGCUGCCGUCGGAAGAAACCCAGGUGAGCAGAAAGUUCAAGAUGGGUACAGAAAUUGCAGGAAAACUCUAAGACGUGAAGAGGUAGAGAGAUCAUCUGAAUAUAAAUUACGGUAUCAGCGUGAAGAAAUGGUUGCUUUGACUCCAGGUACAGAUGUGCACAGGACAGCUGGUAGAAAACCAGGUGAAGGCCUUUCGUCUGGAAGGCCCCUGGCAGGUCAUUCAGCAGCAGAUGGACCCGUCGUGGCUAACAGUGUGCUCGAACCAUAUGAGCAGCAGGGGUUUCAAGAGAAGCUCUCUUCCUGUGAUAAACAUGGCAAAGCCUGCCCAGAACUGCAGUCCUUUCAGAAACAGGCAAACACGAGUCCUGGGGAGAAACUCCAAGAAUACGCGCCAUGUGUGAAAUCCUCCUCUGAUUGCGCUGAAGAAAGUACCAUUGAAGAGAAGCCACUUGUAUAUAAGCAAGAUUUGAAAUCAUUCAUUACAUGCAAUGAUGUUCAAAUUGGGGAAAGAAGUUGUAGUGACGUGAAUACGCAUAUAUGUGUACCACAUGCAAAAGAUUUUAAUUCUCACCAUGAUUUUCAGACACAUGAAGGCACUCACACUGGAGGAAAAAUCUACACGUGUAACCACUGUGACGAAUCCUUGGCUAACAAUUCAUUUGGUAACUGUGAAGGAACUCACACAAGGGAGAAGCUCUACAUAUGUACGCAGUGUGACAAACCUUUCAGCACAACUGUUAGUUGUCAAAAGCGUGAACGGCCUCGUGCUGGGGAGAGACCCUAUGUACGUAAGAAAUAUGGGGAAGGUUUUCGCAGACAAGGUAGCCGUCAAGAACAUGAAGGAACCCACAGUGGAGAGAAACACUACGUAUGUCAGCAGUGCGGGAAAGGUUUCGCAUCACACAGAAACUGCCAAAGACACACACAGACUCACUCUGAGGAGAAGCCGUACGUAUGUCAGCAGUGCGGGAAAGGGUUCCACACCCACAGUAACUGUCAAGUACACGAAAGGACUCACACUGGGGAGAAGCCCUAUGCAUGUAAGCAGUGUGGGAAAGCCUUCAGCACACGGGGUAAUUGUCAAACACAUGAAAGAAGUCACACUGGGGAGAGACCCUAUGUAUGUCAGCAAUGUGGGAAAGCUUUCAGCAUACGUGGUGCUUGUCAAAUACAUGAAAGAAUACACACUGGGGAGAGACCCUAUGUAUGUAAGCAAUGUGGGAAAGCCUUCAGCACACACACAGAGCGUAAAAGACAUCUGUGGACUCACACUGGGAAGAAACCCUACAUAUGUAAGCAGUGUGGGAAAGCCUUCAGCACACGGGGUAAUUGUCAAAACCACGAACAGACUCACAAUGCAGAGAAACCCUUUUUAUGUAACCAAUGUGGGAAAGCUUUCAGCAGACAAUAUACUUGUCAAGAACAUGAAAGAACCCACAGUGGGCAGAAACCCUAUGUAUGUAAGCAGUGUGGGAAAGCUUUCAGCAUUAAAAGUAGUUGGCGUGUACACGAAAGGAAUCACACGGGGGGAAAGCCCUACAUGUGUAAGCAGUGUGGGAAAGGUUUCAGCACACUCAGAGAUUGUCAGGAACAUGAGCGGACUCACACUGGGGAGAAACCUUACGUAUGUACACAGUGUGGGAAAGUUUUUAGCUCAAAAAGUUAUUGUCAGGUACAUGAAAGGACUCACAGUGGGGAGAAACCCUAUGUGUGUAAGCAGUGUGGCAAGGCUUUCAGCACACACAGGAAUUGUCAACUGCAUGAAAGGACACACACCGGGGAGAGACCUUAUAUGUGUAAACAGUGUGGGAAAGCCUUCAGUAGACAAUAUACUUGUCAAGUCCAUGAAAGAACCCACACAGGGGAGAAACCCUAUGUGUGUAAACAGUGUGGGAAAGCCUUCAGCACAAAAAGUUAUUGUCUAGUACAUGAAAGGACUCACACCGGGGAGAAACCCUAUGUAUGUAAGCAGUGUGGCAAAGCUUUCACCAGACUAUAUACUUGUCACCUGCAUGAAAGAAAUCACACUGGGAAGAAACUGUAUGCAAGCGGUGCGCGAAAACUCUCAGCAGGCAAGAUACCUGACAACUACGUGAAAGAAGUCACCCUCAUGAGAAACCCUGUGUAUGUGAGCAGUGUGGGAAAGCUCCCAGUACCCACGGUCAUUGUCAUAGGCGUGAAGGAGCACACGCUGUAGAAUGCUGCCUAUGUAAGCAAUGUGGGAAUGCGUGCCGUGUACGGCAGUGUCAUCAAAUACAGGAAAGAAAUUCUGCUGGGGCAAAAGACUGAACAAUAAGCAGAAGUCUUGUACAGCACUAAGUGUCAUACACGGAAAAGAGGGAGUGAAAUACCUGGAUAUAGGAAGUGACUUACACUGACAUUACUUAGCCUGUCAGGAACCUUUCCAGUAAACCUGUGCAAAUAAUGACAAAGUAUGUGAUGCCCUUAACAUCAGAAAACAUACAAAUGUAUACGUGUUACUGCAAAUAUAGAACAUGAGAAAUCUUCA